AUGUUCAGUCUUAAGGAGGACAAGCUGAUGAACAUAACAGUGGAGUUUAAUAACCCCUUCACCAAGUUUAUUUACCUGCUGAUGCCAAACUGGGCUAAAAAAAUCAUGAAAAAAUCAGUGCUUUCAAGCAACUCGCUGAAGAAGAAGAGAGAGAUGGUGCACAGUUUGCGCUGGAGUGGACCUCGGAGCCUGCCUCACGUCAACGCACUGCAGCUGUUCUCGUACGAACAGUACGAGUGGCUGUACGUGAAGUGGAUGCACUCAUUCAAUCGCCAUUUUUACAACUCGACGCUGUUCGAGAUGAUUGUAAUUAUAUUCUACAGCUCGACAGGCACAAUAUUGCUCGGAUAUAGACACUACUUGACGCUCAGCGAGACGGACAAGGGACUGUACAUCGGCAAGACAAGCCGCCUGGUUACCAUGGCACUGAGGUUCAUACUCUAUCCGAUCAUAUCGCUCAUUUUGAUAAUGGCGGUUGGGUACAUUCUGCUAAACCAGGGCACUACUGGCACUGCUGGGGACGGGGCCGCUGUUGGGGACAGAGCAGGCAAAAGCGCCAACGCCAUGUCAGGAGCAGCAGUUAAAGCUGAACAGCCCUCAGUCAAGGGGGACCUGAAGAGCCUCAAAAAGCCCGGAAAGGCAAGAAAGAACAAGGGGCAGGGCAACAAGCAGAUACUCUGGGUGUACUGGCUGAUGAUGCUGCUCUGCAUGGUGGACUUCGUAGGCUCCAUGUUCGACGUCUUCGUGUCCCUGGGGCUGGAAACGCCGCCGUAUGCAGUGCACAACAGCCUCGUGAUGCAGUUUCUCAUGACGAAGACGGCGGCGUUCCUGCUCCUGCGCUUUCCCACGCUGUUCGUGCUAUACCUGGUCUACUUCGUGGGACUGUUCACAGCCCAGUUCUUCCUGAAGCACACGAACACGCUACGCUUCAUCACGAUGCAGGUGUCCUGCCAGCUCAUCAUUGGCGUCGGCAGCUGGUCGUUUCUGAUCAGGCCCGUCGACUUGAAUCGGCGCAGGGUCUUUUCGGACGUCAUUCUGCCCUAUGUGCUUUACCUGAGCAAUUUCCUCAGAGCACGAUGGAUGAAACUUGCCCUCUUUAUUCUCAAUAUUCUACUUGUUCGUAUUGCUUAUGGGUUUCUAUCUGGUAAUCUGGGCACACAUUUGAACAACAACCACAAAUCCACUUUACUCUUUUCCAAACGAUAUGAAAUUUACAGAUUAAGGCGGCAGCGUGAGAUUUUAGAUGCUUUUGACAGCAUCUUCACUCGCCAACGCGGUCUUCCUAUUGGCCACAACAUCUCCCCUGAGCUCAUUCAUGGCAUCAGCAUCAUGGGCGUCAAGCUCAGCAGGGACUGCUCUCACGCAACCGUUUACAUACUGCCAUCAGGCGACUCGUUUCAACAGCGUCAGUGCUACUCGUGGGUAAAUAGGAACUCCAAGAGGCUCAGAUACUUGAUGGCGCAGCUUUUAAAAUAUCGCAAAAAUGUUCCCUCCAUUGCUUUCCAGCUUUACGACUUGGCCCAGCUAGGUUUCUACCACUUACUCACCUUCGCCUACUUAAUUAUCUACAUAUUUGGGCACACACGCUGCCACACCUCCACCCAAUUACUAUCUACUGCACAAACACACACUCACUCACCCGUACACACACACUCACACACCCGUACACACACGCUAACACACAUCCAUACACACCUAUAUAUAAAUGCAUAG
Molecule: messenger RNA, 1713 nt
Organism: Theileria orientalis strain Shintoku
Lineage: Eukaryota; Apicomplexa; Aconoidasida; Piroplasmida; Theileriidae
Exons: 6
Coding region: 1-1713 (570 amino acids)
Biological process (GO): rRNA processing
Source: RefSeq, a predicted model, not a curated record